This is a messenger RNA of Myripristis murdjan (pinecone soldierfish), 3614 nucleotides long. It is a transcript of the gene cusr, whose product is annotated as Copper-only SOD repeat protein. Gene Ontology annotation, biological process: superoxide metabolic process. NCBI's taxonomy places the organism in Eukaryota, Metazoa, Chordata, Actinopteri, Holocentriformes, Holocentridae. The transcript is spliced from 10 exons. Gene Ontology annotation, molecular function: metal ion binding. Bases 203 to 3154 code for a protein of 983 amino acids. The record is from RefSeq and is a predicted model, not a curated record.
CAGAGGAAUCCCACACACACACGCCCUGGUGUGUUUUUUGCUGUCACUGUGUUUGCUCUGCCAUGCUUGCAUUUUUUAUUCCUCACUCACACCGUCAGUGAGGAUCCACAUGACUUGAAUGAACAUUUUUGACCUUUUCUUUUUUAUUCUCUAGACAUUUUUUUUUUUUUUUUUUGCACACAUCGUUCACACAUCUGCCACCAUGUGCCUUCUGAAAGCUGUGCUGCUGUUUUGUUUCCUUGGUCCUACUUCCUGUGUUCAGUUUCUUGCUCAUCUGAACAUGGGUGGAGUCACAGGGCAGAUCCGGUUUGAUUCAGCCUCCCAGAUGGCUACCGUCAAUGUGUCUGGUGCCGGAGUCUGCGGUUCCCUCCGCUUCUCUCUCAGUGAGUUCCCGGUCAUGUAUGGGCAUUUUGCUCAGCCAUGUUCCGAGGCAAAUAUUGGCCCUAGCGUCCUGACCUUCACCGCCGAUUCUGCCUCAGACUCAGUCGUUAACGUCUCACACCUGUUUGAGCAAAGAUCAAACUUGGACGACCUCUCGCUGACUUUGGAAACCUGUAACGGCACUAAAGUAUGCACGGUUGUAAGUCAAGGUCAAACGUUCAUGACAUAUCAGGCCAGAUUCACUGGGUCUGUUGCUGGUAAUGUUUACAUCCGUCUAAACACAGGAGUUAGCAACAUCAGGUUGCUUGCUGACCUGGCAACAAUUGGACAGGUCAAUGCUUCACAGACCAAUGUCACUCUAUUUGGAUCUGUGAGCAGUGCUGCUAACUGCGAUGUUCUUCUCGGAAGCUUAGACCCCUCAGCUUUGACCCAGCUGGGUGUUUUAAAAGUUGGAACCCCUCUCCAACCAGUGAAAUCCCGUUUGGACAUGGCCACCUUCAACAACAGCACCGUCUUUCUUCUCUAUCAAAUGGGGUCAGGCUACAAGUGUGCUCAGAUCUAUAUAAUGCAAAAAAAAGAGGUGAGUGCACUCGUGGAUUUGAGAGGGAUCAAAGGCUACCUCCGCUUCCGACAGGCUUCCCCAUUUGACGUAACAGAGCUGAGGGUGAACCUGACUAACUUACAGAGCAAAGUGGGGCCUUACCAUGUCCACCAGUUCCCAGUGCCAUCAAUGAGGUCACCAUCUUCAAGCAUAUGUACAAAUGAUAACGUGGGUGGGCACUGGAAUCCAUUUGCAAUUGACGUGAAAGACCCAACAUAUCCAAAAGUACCUGGGUCAACGCAUGACAUGUAUGAGAUUGGUGACCUCAGCUCCAAACAUGGGUCCCUGGAAGGUAAAAACGAGGUGGACAUGGCCUUCACAGACUUCAGUCUUCCAUUGUUUGGACACAACAGCAUCGUAGGCCGGUCAAUUGUGAUUCACAACCCGAAUGGCGCCAGGUAUGUGUGCGCCUGGAUUGGCUAUCCUGGGGACGUGAUAGUAGCCAGAGCCAGGUUUGAGGGCCAGGUGGUCGGUGAGAUCCAGUUCACACAGCUGAAGAACAACCCUCUCUCUGAUGUAUCCAUCUUCAUGGAUUUAUCAUAUGGACAGCCCACAGCAGUUGCCACCAAAAACCACAACUGGCAUAUUCACAUCUACCCUAUCAGCUCAGAGAGUGAUGAUGAUGAAGGGCACUGUGGCACUACAGAGGGUCACUGGAACCCCUUUAAUGUUGACACAGGACACACCAGCUAUGCCCUCCACUGUGGGCAGUCCAGUCCUCUAUCCUGUGAGGUGGGAGACCUCUCCAAAAAACACAGCACCAUCAACCUCAGCCCCAGAGUUGGUGGAGUAGAAGGAAAAAACUUCUUCACUGAUACAACUUCGUGGCUGCCAGGGUCAGGCUCCAUGAUCGGCCGGUCGGUGGUCAUCCACAAAGCAGAAACCGCUGCACCCAGGUUUGUUUGUGCCAACCUUACCCUGGUCCGUGUCCCUUCAGCGAGGUCACACCUCUGGUUUGGCUCCAGGAGCACUCAAGGUCAGAUACAGUUCUCCCAGCCUGUUCCACAAGGCCCAACAGUUGUCAACGUCUCCCUCACAAACUUGAACUCCAGAGCCGGGGGCUACCAUGUUCACAUAUUACCCAUCAUGAGUGGCAGUGCACACCCCUGCUCCAAUGCUGAGAUCAUGGGCCACUUCAACCCUUUGUCCUGGAACACCUCGGAGUCCCCCAGCCCUGGAAAUGGCACGGUAGACCAGUAUGAGACGGGAGACAUCAGCGGGAAAUUUGGGUUGCUGAGCGGUUUCAACCAGUUUCACACUCUGUUGCUGGACAGUAACCUGCCAUUAACUGGGCCCAACAGCAUAGUGAAGAGGUCAAUAGUGAUUCACUACGUUAACGGAUCAAGAAUGCAGUGUGCAAACAUCUCGGCUGACACAACUGUGGAUGGACACUGGGUUUUUGCCAAGGCAGUUUUCAACAAUACAGUGUCUGGAACAGUCAGACUGUCUCAGCAGAGGUUUCCUGACGGGAGCAGCAGCGAUAUCACACUGGAAGUGGACCUGCGAUCGUCAGCUAAACAAGCUAUGACUGAGGCCUCCUGGUUCAUCAUGAGUAAACGUGUGAGCAACAGCAGCCAGUGCAGCGGUGUGGGAGGAACCUACAAUCCCUUCAACAUGGUGUCUACGGGCUCCAGCUGCUCGCGGGACAGUCCUCUGAGCUGCGUGGUGGGGGAGAUCAGUGGGAGGCAGGGCCCAGUCAGCCUCACAGAGAGGCAGCUCUACACAGACCCCAUCCUCCAGCUUGCUGGGGACCACACAGUUGUCCACAGAUCCUUGAUGCUGAAGGACGGAGACAGCGUCGUGGCAUGUGCUGACAUCCUCCCAGAAUCCCCUUCGGCAGAGCAGACCUUUCCCAGCGUCCCCUCCUUCAGCAGAUAUAACUUCCGGAAGAGUGUUGCUGAUGUCCUGCAGGUUGACGUGUCAAGAGUCAGCAUCCUGCCCGGCUCUCCUCUCUAUACAGCGAAUAAGACGUGCCAGCAGGUCUACUACCUGGUAUCUGGGGAAGUCAGUAAGGAAAGUCUGGACUCUGUCAAAACCAGUGAGAAGAUGGGCAUAUUCAAAGAGUCUGAAUCAUGCACCAGAGGUGCAGGUCUGCUGCUGGAACCAGGAAGGCUUCUUAUUGGCUUGAUGUUUGCUGCAGCUUACUUCCUGACAUCUGCACCUCAACUAUAAAUCACAGAGUCAACCAUGCCAUGCAUCACCACCGGGGAUAUGCUCCUCAUUUUACAGAACUGUAAAUAAAUUGAUGAAAUGUAGCCUACAAAAUGAUAUGAUUGUCAUAGGAUCUGUUUAAUUAAUCAGCAUAUUAAAUAACUGUUUCUUGGUCCAAUUUCCAGUUCCUCUCACUUUGCAGUUGGAUAUAUUUACAUCGUUAAGGUUUCCACAACUGUAAAUAGUCUUAUCACAUUUUGGACUACAUGCCAGUAACUGUGACAGAAAAUGUUGAGUAGGCUAGCUAGAAACUUUUUUCUUCCACAACAGAUAUAUUUCUUCCACAUCAUACCUACAGUAUUUCGGUUGGUGAGUUGGACUUAUUGCUGUAUAUUUCUCUCUUUUUUUCUUUCAUUUGCACUGCCAAUAUUUUCAUGUCAAUUUUAACGUGGUGUAAAUAUAUCUUGGAAAUUAUGUGAAU